AGAGCCCGCGGGGAUGCGCUGGGUGCGCGGCGUCGGCUGCCCACUUCCCGCUGGCUGACGCGGGGCGAUUCCUGCCGGAGGAAGCGCGCUGAUUACGGCAGGAAGCUCUGCCCGGCCGCCUCCCCGGGGCCGCCGAAAUGCCGGAGCCCAGCGCAGUGGCGUCCCGCGGGCUCGCCUCGGCGUCACCGGGGCGGGCGGCGCUGGCCGGCCACCAGCUCGGAGCCGUGCUGAUGUCAGGUCCCUGCAGGGAUGACUUCACGCGCCAAGUAUCUGCCCGGGAGGAGCGGCUGCAGCGGGGCCGUGCCGUUGCCCCCUCCUCGUCCCCGUCUCCAUCGGGGACAGAGCGUGAUCUGGCCAGGCGCUCGCAGGCCCCGCGCGCAGACCAGUCGGCGCGGUGGGGAGAGAAGGAAACCAGAUGUUUACGGGAGGGAGCCCGUGCGGGACGCGGCAUUGUUCAGGGAGGAAGCCUGCGCCCCUCCGGACCCUGCCCGCCCCACCGAGGUGGUGGCGGCAAGCGGAAAGGCCGGAGCAAGAAGUGGAGGGAGAUCCUGCGGUUCCCGCACAUCAGCCAGUGCAACGAGCUGCGGCGAGGCCUGGAGCCGGACUACGGCAGCCUGUGCGAGAAGCAGCCCAUCGGGCGGCUGCUCUUCCGACAGUUCUGCGAGACGCGGCCGGAGCUCCUGCGCUGCAUUCGCUUCCUGGACGCUGCGGCGGACUACGAGCUGGCCCCAGAUGAGAAGCGCAAGGAGAUGGGCGAGGAGAUCAUCUUCAGGUUCCUGCGGCAGGAGUCCCCCGAUUACCUGCCCGAGAUCAGCCAGGCCCACGUCAGCCAGUGCCUGGAGGAGCUGCAGAAAAGCCCCUGCAAAGAGCUCUUCAGCAGCUGCCUGCACCCCCUGCGCCAGUACCUGAGCAGGGCGCCCUUCGCCGACUACCUGGACAGCAUGUACUUCGACCGCUUCCUGCAGUGGAAGUACCUGGAGAGGCAGUCGGUCACCAAGGACACGUUUCGGCAGUACAGGAUCCUGGGCAAAGGCGGCUUCGGAGAGGUGUGCGCCUGCCAGGUGCGCGCCACGGGGAAGAUGUACGCCUGCAAGAAGCUGGAGAAGAAACGGAUCAAGAAGCGGAAAGGGGAGGCGAUGGCCCUGAAUGAGAAGCAGAUCCUGGAGAAGGUCAACAGUCGCUUCGUGGUGAGCCUGGCGUACGCCUACGAGACCAAGGACGCGCUGUGCCUGGUGCUGACCAUCAUGAACGGCGGCGACCUCAAGUUCCACAUCUACAACAUGGGCAACCCCGGCUUCAAGGACGAGCGCGUGGUCUUCUACGCGGCCGAGAUCUGCUGCGGCCUCCAGCACCUGCACCAGGAGGGCAUCGUGUACAGGGACCUGAAGCCAGAGAACAUCUUACUGGAUGACGAUGGCCACAUCAGGAUCUCCGACCUGGGGCUGGCGAUCAAGAUCCCCGAGGGCGAGACGAUCCGGGGCCGCGUGGGCACCGUGGGCUACAUGGCCCCCGAGGUGAUCAACAACGAGCGCUACGCCUUCAGCCCCGACUGGUGGGGCCUGGGCUGCCUGGUGUACGAGAUGAUCGCGGGGCAGUCGCCCUUCCGUGCCCGCAAGGAGCGGGUGAAGCGGGAGGAGGUGGAGAAGCGGGUGCAGGAGCAGCAGGAGCACUACUCCGACAAGUUCAGUGAGGACGCCAGGGCCAUCUGCAUGCUGCUCCUGGCCAAGGACCCCCAGCAGCGGCUGGGCUGCGGGGCGGACGGGGCCGCCGAGGUGAAGCGCCAUCCCUUCUUCAGGACCAUCAACUUCAAGCGCCUGGAGGCCGGCAUCACGAAGCCCUCGUUCGUGCCGGAUGUAAGGCGCGAGGCCGCGCAGGUGCCAUGGAAUGGGGGGGACGAGACCCCAGCUGAUGGCACUUUGGGCCCCCCAGCCCCGGGCCGUGUAUUGCAAGGACGUGCUGGACAUCGAGCAGUUCUCCACCGUGAAAGGCGUCAACCUGGACCAAGCCGACAACGAUUUCUACGCCAAGUUUGCCACCGGCAGCGUCUCCAUCCCCUGGCAGAACGAGAUGAUCGAGACCGAGUGCUUCAAGGACCUCAAUGUCUUCGGACCCAACGGGACCCGCUCCCCGGACCUGGACUGGAGGCAGCUGCCCGAGCCCCCCAAGCGCAGCCUUCUGCAGCGCCUCUUCCGCCGCCACCCAGCCGACUACACCAUCGGUGCCAACGUGCCGUCCCCGCAGCCGGCAGCCACGAACUCGCACCUUCCCGCGGCCGGCGCCGCCUGCCAAGCCCGGAGCACGGCACCGGCACCGUCCUGACCCUGCUCCUCCGUCCCCAGGGAGCCGGGGCAGCCCCGAGCCCCCUCCUUGCCGUCUCAGGGCCAUCUUGGACUGCAGUGGGUGCUGCCGGGGCCGGGGUCUCGUGGAGGCGAGGUGGGACAAAGGCCAGCAGGGGCUGGUGUGCGCGGUGGCGGAGGGGCGCAGGGGGGAAGCAGAUCUCAUCCCCAUCCCGCUGUGACCCCACAGUUUCCCCAGCCCCUCUCCCCAGCCCACCAGCUCCCCGUUUUGGGGGUCAGCACCUGCCGAGGGCACCCUGGGGGCUCCUCUCCCCCCACCCCAGGGCUGGGUUCGGGUGCUGUGACUGGCAGCACCCAUUUUUGCUGUGUUUGAGCCCGGGCAGUGCCGGCGUUAUCUUAUCGCCGGCUCCGAGCGUGACCUCUGCGGGCGCGGGGGGGCCGCGGGUUUAUCUGCGCUCUCCAAAUAGAAACAAAGCAGCCUUGGAGCAGGGGGGCUGGGAGCACCCCGGGGUCCUGCAUGGGCUGGGGACGUGGGGAGGGACCUGCCCGGGGGUGGCACAGCCUCGUUCCCCCCCCUUGCUUGAGCCACUGACGGCCGCCAGAAUGUGAAAUGGGCUCAGAAAAGGGAAUUUUCCUGCGAGGGGCAGCAGCACAUGUAGGGGGGUGUGCUGGCAACGUGGGGCUGGGCCCCAUGGCGCUGGGGGGCCAGGACCCCGUGCAGAGCCGAGCCCCCCAGCAGAGACGUCCUUUAUUUUUGUAUGGUGCGCGCGGCGGGGCCCUCGAUCCCUUGCAGCGCUGUACGCCCCCUGGUUCCUGCGCGUUCGGUUUGGGUUUUGUACAUUUGUAAACAGUUGUAAAUAUUUGUACGGUGA
Cygnus olor (mute swan) is the source of this 3169-nucleotide messenger RNA. RefSeq names its product G protein-coupled receptor kinase 5-like. The coding region runs from base 138 to 2906 and encodes 922 amino acids. Gene Ontology annotation, cellular component: cytoplasm. Gene Ontology annotation, molecular function: ATP binding; G protein-coupled receptor kinase activity. The record is from RefSeq and is a predicted model, not a curated record. Lineage: Eukaryota; Metazoa; Chordata; Aves; Anseriformes; Anatidae. Gene Ontology annotation, biological process: signal transduction; protein phosphorylation; regulation of signal transduction. The transcript is spliced from 15 exons.